GAAAGAUCGUAGCAAGGUCAGACCCUCCCUGUGGACAGAGUUAGACACCCUCUUUUAAAGCCCCCUGCCAUCAGAUCCAAGCGUGAGAUGUCAGAAACGCCGCUGUCCUCAGAACAGAGGCUGAGUGAUUUCAGCUACAGACAGUGCCAGGAGGCCCAACACGUGAACCUAUCUCUGCUCUGUCCACCCAGUCUGCAGGAACGACUUGUCAGAGCAAUAUAGUGAUUGGCUGUCGUCGUCACAGGUUAUAAAAGCCUGCGCCUCUAGGGUGAACAUCACAACAUGUGGCUGCUUUUGCUGCUGGGUGUCCCGCUCUCAGUCACUACCGCAGAAAGCAAUGUGACCAUUCUACCCACAGCCUUUCUCCAUGACCUCCUGCAACGCUAUGGAGACAAUGAAGUCCUUGUGCUACACCAGCUGAAGGCUCUUCUCAACCGGUUGGACAUUGGUGUUGGGAGUGCCAGCAUACCACAUGGCCACAGCACCAACAACCUUUCCAAGUGCUUUUCCUCAUCACAGCUUUUUGCAAUUCACAACCUCAACAACAACAGCAGGAUAGACAGUGCCACCUUCAAACACAUCUGUCCAACAAUCCUCCAGCAGCUGGAAAGUGGAGCAUGUGCUGCAGAAAAGCAGGAGAAUGAGGAGGAUGAGGCCACUGUUCUCUUAAAGCCCACACCCUCGGAGGUCUGGGGCUAUGGUUUUUUGUGUGUGACAGUCAUAUCUCUCUGCUCUCUGAUCGGGGCCAGUGUGGUACCAUUCAUGAGGAAAACCUUUUACAAGCGACUGCUGCUGUACUUCAUCGCCCUGGCAAUAGGCACUCUCUACUCUAACGCCCUCUUUCAGCUCAUUCCUGAGGCCUUUGGAUUUGACCCGAAGGAAGCUGAUUAUGUAUCGAAAUCGGCAGUGGUCUUUGGAGGAUUCUAUCUCUUUUUCUUCACAGAGAAGAUCCUGAAGAUGGUGCUCAAACCCAAAGAGAAGGGGAAAGCUCCAAAUCACACUCACUACCGAGCUCAGCAAUAUGCCAGCAGGAGUGAUCAUGAGGAUGGAGUGAUGGAAAAACUCCAGAACGGAGAUCUGAAUCACACCCUGUCGAGCCAUGGUGAAGAUGGCGACCGCAGGAUUUUCUCUACAGAUUCCACAGAGGGAGAGCCAGCAAUCACUGGGGCCUUGUCGGUGCAGGAUCUCCAGCAGACAGUAGGAGGGCCCUGUUACUGGCUUAAAGGUAAUCAUUACUCUGACAUUGCGACUCUGGCCUGGAUGAUCACUCUCAGCGAUGGACUGCACAACUUCAUCGAUGGCCUUGCCAUUGGAGCUUCCUUCACUGUCUCUGUCUUCCAGGGAAUCAGUACCUCGGUGGCCAUUCUCUGUGAGGAAUUUCCUCAUGAGCUUGGUGACUUUGUGAUACUGUUGAAUGCUGGCAUGAGCCUCCAACAAGCUCUCUUCUUUAAUUUCCUGUCGGCCUGCUGCUGCUACCUGGGUCUCGCCUUUGGUAUCCUCGCUGGCAGCCACUUCUCUGCCAACUGGAUCUUUGCUCUGGCUGGUGGAAUGUUUCUCUACAUCGCACUGGCAGACAUGUUCCCAGAGAUGAAUGAGGUGAGCAAAGGAGAGGACGGGGAGGAGUCGACCUCACUGUUGGUGUUUGGCAUCCAGAACGCUGGCCUGCUCACUGGAUUUACCAUCAUGCUGCUGCUCACCAUGUACUCGGGCUCAAUCCAAAUCGGAUAGGCUUCGGCCGGCCCUGGGACAGAAUGGGCACCCAAAGCCAUGGCAGCUCGGAGGGGAGGCAGGCAACAUUCUCAGCACAGACACCUACAGAGAGGCACAAUAGCUGGCCCAGUCUUAAGAUUACCACAACAAAGGUAGCCUAUCUUUUCAAAACCUGCUCUUUGUAAAAGGUGAUCUUCUCAGACUACUUAGCAACAAAUUCAUUCCAGUUCACUCAUAGUCCAAGAAGCUGUUUCUCGUAGGGUUUAGAAGUCCAAGUUUCCCCUCUACAAUCAGUGUUAUGUGGCAUUGUCUGAAUUGGUCAUCAGUCUUAGGCCUUCCAAGUCAAGAUAAGGAAACAAGAACAAUCUCCACGUGGAAUAAGCACAUUGGAGACAAAGGGAGAGGGAGUUAAGUUGCUGCCAGACUUUAACACAGGCCUCUCACAAUUAGAGCUAGGCAUCUUGUUCACACUAACGCACAGCAUUUUGACCAAACUUAUCUUGUCACUCCAAGAUCUUUAACAAUAUCAGUUGGACAAAGUCUGAUUGGAGGGGACACUUGCAUCAGGUUACUGGGAAAUCCCAGCUCCUCACAGGGACAUCAGAGCCACAGGAGAACCCAGCACAGGCCUGAACAGGCCUUAAAGCCAAAGAUCUUGUGGCCCUGUUUUUAUCCACUUGUGUUUCUUCCUCUUAAUCCUCAUGACCCUUUGAAAAUCAUGGUGCUGAUUCCACUGGUAUCUCUGUGGGAGGGUCUGUCAUGUCUCCUAUCUCUUAGCACACAGGUAGAGAGGGAUGAUGUUCAGUGGUCAACCGGAAGUCUUGAGUAGAUCCGAGAAAGAGACUUGCAACCAAAACAUUUCAACUUGGACUUUAUCAGGACAGACAAAAGAAUGCCGAAUUUCAGGGGGAACAAGGUGUUACACUGCAUGAGAAGUGGGUGCCAGUUCAUUGGCAAGUGGACACUGAUCAGUAAAGGUGUUGCCAUUAGAGAUUGGGGAACAGUUAACAGCCAAGCCUUUCUGCACAUGAAAAGGAUUUAAUUCCCAGACACAUUCUUUCGGCUGGUGAAGUUCAGAGUCCUGCACAUGAACAUCAGGAAGUGAACCUCACUGCAAGCCUGUGUGGUAAUUGGUGGGUACAGUUAUUCUCGGCUCACACCAGGAUUGUUCAGCAAGUCCUGUUCAGUUGUGAAACUACACCUAACGAUGGGUGUAAUGUUCCGAGUUCCGCAAAAGCACAGGUACAACUGUUUCCCUUUACAUUCUCCGCGGAAACACCUUCACCAACGUUUUUCCUCAAGCCGUAUAAAUUGUUGUUCCCUUUACGCUGAUUGGCAUGCUUACUCUGUCCUGAGAUAUACAAGAUGAGAUGUUUUCUCAGCACGUUUAAUUAUUUCAGCAGUACUCUGAACCACCAAGAGGCUUCCAAAUCUUGUUUUGAUGGGUCACUUAGAGGACUGUGUGUGUGGUGGUGGGUGCUGGCAGUGGUGGACGCUGGCAGUGGUGGACUGAGGGGAUUUGUUCAUAACCCCUCCUCUUGAUGAUUCGAUUCAUGGAAGUUGAAGUUCCCAGCCCAGCACUGAGCACCUCCUUGGUCUGCAGUGUUACAGUGAAUGAGUUCAUUGUUGUGCUGUGCUUUCUCUGUCAGACUGACUCCCUGCAGCGCUUAGAUUUUCCAAAGAAAUAUUGCCAGCUCUGCAUAUGUGGGGCUUUAUUUAAUCUGUUCUCCAUCUCUCUCUGUUCCCACACUCGGUCAUCACUCACCCACCAGUAUGAACUGGUCAAAGGUCAGUCCGAAGAGUUCUCCAUAAGCAAUGUUGGCCAUAAAAAUUUCUAAUGGAAUCUAACUGUUGCAGUGUAAUCUGUUGGGUUAAUAUCAAGUACAUUUUGAUUCCAGACCUGACUCCCUCCUCCAGUCCCUGACCUUUCUCACAUCUCAAACCCUGACGUCAAACUCCUGAGAUAAGACCAAUUGCUUGAGUAGAGGCAGUAAAUGGAUCAGGAAGAGCUUGUGGAUGGACUCACUCUCCUCCCUGGGGAUGGAGUGGGGCAUGGGGGUCUUCCUGAUUCAGACCUGUCCUGGGAUAUCCACUCAUGUCCUGUGGGUCUGGUUACUAUUAGUUCAACAGCAUCUUCUCCUCCCUGAUUUGAAAUUCAGACAAUGAAGUGGAAUCAUAAGGAUAUCCAUGCCCCCAGUUUGUUGCAUCUGGGCAGCAGGUAUGCUGAUGAUGAGCUGUAUACACACAGUGGGGCUAUCCGGAGGGGGUGUAGGCUAAUCGGUGACCAAGGGACCUGAAGCCACAUAGCAAUGAACCAUUCGACAACAUCAGUCUGCUGAAUAUGAAAACAUGUUUAGCCCUGUGUUCCCCUCCUCACUGUAUUUAGAAGCCAUUUGUUGUAAUGUGAAAAUGUCUGAGCUUAAUGACACUAAACUAUACAACUUUGCAAUGAGGAAGAAACCAAAUACCCAGGUAUAGCCGUGCUGUUCGGAAUGAACCAACACAGAUUGCUGCUUCCAUGGUAUUUUCUGUCAAAUCAGCAAGAAUAUUCCUGGACCAUGUGGAAAAAUGUUUUCAAACAGAACGUUCUCUCAUUGCUCAAGUUGCAAUGAUGGAGACUGUGGGAUUUGAAUUUAGCUUACCAUCAGAGGAUUUAUUCUGUCUUUGAAAUUUAGAUGGCAGCACCUUGCUGAGAAAGGUACCUUAAAGCAGGGUAAUAAAUGCCCCUUACACCUGUCUGGAGGUGGGAAGGGAACACUCAUGGCUUUCCAGGACACCACACCUUAUCCCUCCACACCGUAAGGGGUAGUCAGCCAGGGGAGCUGCUAUAUUGGGGUAUGAUGGUUCAGGAGGUCCCAUUCUCCUGGAAAGUUGCGGAUUGACAGACAGUAGCAGGAUCCUCUGACCUCCAACAUCCAGCCUUUCUGGAAGGGCCCCUGACUUGGAAAGGUCUUUGCUGGAUCAAAGGCCCAUUCACAGCCGGGGCGGGGAGGAGGAGGAUCUGGCUCUGGGAACUGGCUACAGAGACUACGUCAUGUGAUAUGCACCACGUUCUCGAGGACUUGAUACCAAAAUGAUAAGCACACCUUACUGACCAUGGAUCAGGUUGUAAAUUAUUCACUGUACAGUACACUUAGGACUUGGAAGUUUGGAAUAAAAUUGAGCUGAUUGGUUGACUUGUA
Messenger RNA from Stegostoma tigrinum, 4892 nucleotides. It is a transcript of the gene slc39a14, whose product is annotated as solute carrier family 39 member 14. Gene Ontology annotation, cellular component: membrane. Gene Ontology annotation, molecular function: zinc ion transmembrane transporter activity. The transcript is spliced from 10 exons. Gene Ontology annotation, biological process: zinc ion import across plasma membrane; intracellular zinc ion homeostasis. The coding region runs from base 283 to 1728 and encodes 481 amino acids. Lineage: Eukaryota; Metazoa; Chordata; Chondrichthyes; Orectolobiformes; Stegostomatidae. The record is from RefSeq and is a predicted model, not a curated record.